AUGGUAGUUCAGGAUAAAUGGAAAAAAAGGGCGACAAUAGCCUACAGGAAGAAACAUAACAUUCAAGUUGCACCACCAAAACCACAUAAAAAGGAUUUGGGGACGAACGAAUGGCGCUUUCAAGAGGCUUCAGAAUUUUUCGAUGGAGAACAAGAGGAAGAGGAAUUUCCCAGUUUAGAGAGCUUGAAACAGAAAGAACAGGCUAGUAACGAGUUGGAAGGGGAGACGCAAGAGGAAGAGGUCGAUUACUCGAAAUUGCAAGCACGCCCUCUUACUGGAAUGGGAAUCGGCCAGCAACGGCCUAAAGCGAAGAUAAAGUCAAUCAAACGAGAGGAAGUGCAGGAUGUUUUGCAGGCAGCUGAACAUGAGAAAUCGAUUCAAGAUUUUCGGAAACGAUAUAAUGUUGAAAAGCCCAUAUUUCGCAUACCGAAUGCUUCAGGACAUGUAGGAGACGAGGAAGAUAUCGAUGACUUUUUAAAAGAAACAGAAUCUUCCGAACUAGGCACUUCUCAAAACGGAUUCAACUCACAUACACAGCAUCCUUCAAAGUCCUUGCCUUCUUCGUCCCUUCCAACAUCCGCUGCCAAAGACCAGUCCUGGCUAGAUGACUUGUUACGGUAA
This is a messenger RNA of Schizosaccharomyces osmophilus, 621 nucleotides long. Its product is annotated as Schizosaccharomyces specific protein. The record is from RefSeq and is a predicted model, not a curated record. NCBI's taxonomy places the organism in Eukaryota, Fungi, Ascomycota, Schizosaccharomycetes, Schizosaccharomycetales, Schizosaccharomycetaceae. Bases 1 to 621 code for a protein of 206 amino acids. The transcript has a single exon.